Molecule: messenger RNA, 1002 nt
Organism: Kwoniella botswanensis
Lineage: Eukaryota; Fungi; Basidiomycota; Tremellomycetes; Tremellales; Cryptococcaceae
Exons: 6
Coding region: 1-1002 (333 amino acids)
Cellular component (GO): cytosol
Molecular function (GO): NADPH binding; quinone reductase (NADPH) activity; zinc ion binding
Source: RefSeq, a predicted model, not a curated record
AUGUCAACUCAAAUUCCCAAGACUAUCAAAGCUAUCCAGGUCGACAAAGUCGGUGGACCAGAGGUCAACGUGUUGAGAGAGAUACCUACGCCGGUACCUAAGGAGAACGAGGUGUUGAUCAAGGUCCAGUGGAGUGGUGUGAAUUACAUUGAUAAUUAUUUCCGAUCAGGAUUGUACCCUGUCCAACACCCUUACACUGUAGGCCAAGAUGCAGUGGGCACGCUCGUCCAAGCACCUGAAGGGUACCCCAUCAAAGUGGGCAGUAGGGUAUUCACCACUGCUGGAAGUGCUUUUGCAGAAUACCUAGUAGCUUCCAGAGAUAGAGUCGCGGCUCUUCCUGAAGACAUUGAUCCUAAAGAUGGUGUAUCGAUGGCUACUCAGGGAUUGACCGCCUUGUACCUCCUCAAGGAGAGUUAUCCAGUUAAGAAAGGUGAUUGGAUAUUGAAUAGAGCUGCCGCGGGUGGUGUGGGGUUGAUCUUGACUCAGAUCGCCAAAUAUCUCGGUGUCAAUGUCAUUGGAACUGUAUCUUCCCAAUCCAAAGUCGACACAGUCAAGCAAUCUGGCGCGGACCACGUAUUACUCUCGAGCGAUUCAUCCGAAUCGAACGUGAAGAAGGUACUUGAAUUGACAGGUGGUCAAGGUGUACAUGCCGUUUAUGAUGGUGUUGGAAAGGACACUUGGGAAGAGGAUUUCGAAGUGGUAAGGAGAAAAGGAACAAUUGUGACUUAUGGGAAUGCUUCGGGUGCGGUCCCACCAUUCCCUGCCACGAAACUCUCACCCAAAGCCCUCAAGGUCACUCGGCCAACCUUGUUUGCCGUAGUGAAAACCCAAGAGGAAUGGGACGAGUAUACUUCCGAAUUGAUCGAUAUCACCAAGAAAGCCAAGAUUCAUUAUGCUGUUCAUAAGGAAUAUGGAUUUUCGGCUGAAGAUGUCAUCCAGGCUCAAAAGGAUAUACAAGGAAGGGGAACCGCUGGGAAAUUGUUGAUCAAAAUAUCAGAGUAG